AUGGGUUCAAUCGCCGUUACCGAUUCUUUGUUCGAGGCCGUUCGCCUGGGAAGUCUUUCCCUUAAGCAUCGUGUUGUUCUGGCACCAUGCACACGAAUGAGAGCAACAAAGGAGUCAGAGGGCGUAUUUGUCCCGACCGAUCUGAAUGUGGAAUAUUAUUCGCAAAGAGCCUCGGACGGAGGAUUUUUGUUGACAGAAGCGACUCCGAUCAGCAGAUACGCCGCUGGAUACCCAGGAGUCGCUGGAAUUUUCACAGAAUCCCAGAUCGCAGGGUGGAAAAAGGUCACUGAUGCCGUGCAUGCCAAAGGCGGAUACAUCUACUGUCAGUUGUGGCAUGUUGGCCGAGCCACUGUUCCCUCCUUCUUGGAAGGAAAGCAAGCUCUCGGGGCUAGUGACAUCCCUAUCAGCGGAAAUGCAUUGGAUGGUACUGAAUACGCGACAUCUCCACCCAGGGCCAUGACAGUGGAGGAGAUCAAGGAAACGGUUCAGGAAUAUGCUAGCGCCGCGCAGCGGGCUCGCGAAGCAGGAUUUGAUGGAGUCGAGAUCCACGGCGCGAACGGAUAUUUGCUGGAUCAAUUCCUCCACGACAAUGUCAACAACCGCACCGAUGAAUACGGCGGCACAAUCGAAAAGAGAUCUCGGAUCAUCCUCGAGGUCAUCCAGGCCGUAACUGCUGCCAUUGGCGCUGAUCGAGUUGGAAUCCGGCUGUCACCCUACAAUUAUUUCCAAGAUACACGCGACUCCAACCCCAGCGUGAACUGGCAAAGAUUGUGUUCUCUGAUCGCUGGACUGCCCGCAGAGUCUCGACCUUCUUAUGUACACAUGAUCGAGCCUCGCUUCGAUGAAGUUUUGGAGGAAGAUGCGAAGAUCGACUCACUUGCCUCGGAAAAGCCAUCACUGGACGCAUUCCGGCCUACAUUGAAGAAAGGGGGUAUUUCAUUCCUUGCGGCCGGAAACUUCAACCCCGAGAAUGCGGGAGUUAAGCUGGCUGCCGAUGGAGCCGAUGCCAUUGUGUUCGGUCGUUACUUCAUUUCAAACCCGGACUUGCCUCGUCGCUUGAAGGAAGGCUUGCCCUUGACUCCUUAUGAUCGCACGACGUUCUAUGGCGCCGACCCCGCUGAAAAGGGGUACACCGACUAUCCCUUCUACAAGACUGAAUAG
Penicillium salamii is the source of this 1161-nucleotide messenger RNA. NCBI's taxonomy places the organism in Eukaryota, Fungi, Ascomycota, Eurotiomycetes, Eurotiales, Aspergillaceae. The record is from the annotation of a GenBank genome assembly.